ACUGCUCUCUUUCUCUCAGUCAAACCCUUGAUUAAUUUUUCUCCAUUACUCCCUAGCUCCCUCCCUCCCUUGCGUUACACUAUGGAGAAGGGAGAGAAAGAAGCUUCAGACUUCCAAUGUUUCAUGCCUGAUCAAAAGCCUAUUGACCCUUCUUCUAUUUCACAGCGGGAAAGCCACCGCCUUGUCGUUGCUGAUUCCCUGGAAAACCACAAUGAUGGUAACCGUUCGUCUGGAAAUUCCCUUCAUCAGAAAACAACCAUAAUAAACCCUAGAGUUCAAACCCGCCCCAUCUCCCAAAACCAAAACCCCACCACUGGGAGCGUUAAUUUUCAAGACGCCAUCUCGGGGAUGGACCUAAAUCCUGGUCUCAAUUACGAGACCCUUCUUGAACAAGGCCUUGAAACUUCAUUGAGUCGGCUAAGCCUAUCAACUCCUUCUCAUCAAUCUUGGUUUCUUGCUCCACCGGCCUCUCGAGAAGAUGCCUGGUGCGGUAGUACUACUGGGCCAUCUUUAGGGAACGGUUUCGAUGAUAAUUAUGUAAUGGCCGGAGGUCUUGCUCCUUCAACGCAUGCACAAGAAUGGCAAGGACAGCAAUAUUUGGAGAAGUUGAGAGAACAGCAUUUGCAGUCGAUGAGAAUUCAUUCUGCAGUGAUGGGACAUAUGGCUUAUGAUACAAGGCCCCGUGGAGUGCCAUUAAUAUUGAGCAAUGACUAUGGACUUUCGAGCUCCCGGCCAAGUUUUGCCAAUUAUGAGCACAGAAAUUUAUCGGGUGCGGGCCCAAGUUUUGGGACAGGAAAGAACCAGUCUGCGUCCUCUUCUAGCUCCAACAUUAACAAUGUGUUUGAUUGGCCGUCUUCUCCAACAUUAACAAUGUGCGGAAGACAAUCUGCAGAUACAAUGAGUUAUGAUUAUCCUAUUUGGCCGUCUUCUCCGAGUUGUAAUGGGAUUCGAUUUGAUUACAACUUCCAAAGUCGGGGAAUUUCCAGUAAUGGUCUGAGGUCCGCUGGGAUAUUGUCAUUGCAGCCGUCGCAACAGCGUCCAACGUCGUACCCCUCAAUGGAAGAAUUGAACGGCCAACUGCUUUCGGUGGCCAAAGACCGAAGCUGGCCGGGGUAUGCUUUCUUUCAGAAGAAGUUUGAGAAGUGGAGUGACGAUUUGCACGCGUUAAUGGUUCACCCGCGUAACUCUCAUCACGUUCAGAAGCGUUUCGAAGAAAGCAGUGGAGAACAGCUGACUGAAAUUCUUCUUGCUUUGAUCAGUAAUGAACAAAAACUAAAGUAUACAUGCACCGAUAGCCAAGGAAGUCGGUCAAUGCAAAAAUUGUUGGAGCAUUUGACCCCGGAGCACAUAUACUUGGUAAAAUGGGCUAUAAGGAAUUUAACAGUUGCCUUGGCCAAGAGCUCGAGUGGUCAGUUUGUAAUUAAGAAGUGCUUGGAACUUUUCCCCGCCCAAGACAACGAGCUUAUUACGAAUGAGAUAGCAGAGAACUGUUUUGAUAUUGCAACAGACAGAUAUGGAUGCUGUGUAAUGCAAGAGUGUGUCAAUCGUGCUUUUGGAGAAACUAGGAAGCGUCUUGUGGCUAAAAUAGCAGCAAAUGCGCUACUCCUUUCAGAAGAUCCUUUUGGGAACUUUGUUGUGCAGCACGUAAUAGGGCAGAGGAUGCCACGUGCUGCAGAAGCUAUACAUGCGCAGCUCGAAGGAAGAUUUCUUUCUCUCUCUAUGAACAUGCAUGGCAGCCAUGUGGUGCAAAAAUGCUUGAUUGAAUUUGGAGAACAGCUUUCCGCUAGGAUUAUUCGGGAGCUUACCUCUAUUGAUCCGGAACGUUUCUUGAGCUUUCUACAGGAUCAAUGGGGUAAUUAUGUUGCUCAGACUGCCAAGGCGGUUUCUAAGGGAUCCGUCCACCAAUCUCUUAUGGAUCUAAUCGAUCAUUACAGACCACUUUUGCAAAGCCAUCCUCAUGGGAAAUGCGUGCUUGCCCCAACCAAAGGAACAACCAAAGGAAAGCAGCGACGAUUGAUAUUAUGAUCACAUGUUGCAUUUCCCUGUCACGUGUUGCAUUUCCCGCCCUGAUCUACAUAGUUAGGACUUAUAAGUUAAAACUAUUUGUUAUUGCUAGCUGUUCAUUUUUGUGUUGCGCUUUAGGUCGUAAGUUUGAACUUUGAGCUGCAGGAGAUCAAUUUGCUCUGAUGGCAUGUUUUGAAAGUAUUUAAUGCUUUCUUUACAAGCCAUUGAGUGAAUUGUAUAUUCUUGGGUCUUCCACGGCCUGUUGUUGUUAUACACUAAUCUAGCAUUUUCUGAUA
Molecule: messenger RNA, 2300 nt
Organism: Juglans microcarpa x Juglans regia
Lineage: Eukaryota; Viridiplantae; Streptophyta; Magnoliopsida; Fagales; Juglandaceae
Product: putative pumilio homolog 8, chloroplastic
Exons: 5
Coding region: 82-2025 (647 amino acids)
Biological process (GO): post-transcriptional regulation of gene expression
Cellular component (GO): cytoplasm
Molecular function (GO): mRNA binding
Source: RefSeq, a predicted model, not a curated record